Molecule: messenger RNA, 3837 nt
Organism: Aspergillus tanneri
Lineage: Eukaryota; Fungi; Ascomycota; Eurotiomycetes; Eurotiales; Aspergillaceae
Product: 5-oxoprolinase
Exons: 2
Coding region: 1-3837 (1278 amino acids)
Biological process (GO): glutathione metabolic process
Cellular component (GO): cytosol
Molecular function (GO): 5-oxoprolinase (ATP-hydrolyzing) activity
Source: RefSeq, a predicted model, not a curated record
AUGGCCGGGAAUGGGAAGGUUACUAUUUCUAUCGACCGGGGUGGCACAUUUACUGAUGUGCAUGCCAUUGUCCCCGGUCGCCCUGACAUCAUUCUAAAGUUACUUUCUGUUGACCCUUCCCACUAUCAAGAUGCUCCCACCGAGGGUGUUCGACAGAUCCUCGAGAUGGUCACGGGUGAGUCAUACCCACGAGGAAAGCCUCUCAAGCUGGAUGCUAUCGGCAGUCUACGCAUGGGGACUACAGUGGCCACCAAUGCCUUGCUGGAGAGGAAAGGUGCUCGAUCCGCACUCUUAACGACAAAGGGAUUCCGUGAUCUUUUGAAGAUCGGUGACCAAUCGCGUCCUAACAUUUUCGACUUGUCCAUGGCCCGACCAGGCGUUCUGCCCGAGGGAGUGGUGGAAAUCAAUGAGCGGGUGGUUCCCUGUCACCCAUCCGCCAGUAGAGACUCAUUUUCUGGUUGUCGUCUCGUGGAGGGCGUGACGGGUGAGAAGUUUCGCGUCGUACAGGAGUUGGAUGUGGACGAGGUCCGAUCCGAGCUUCACCGAUUGAAGGAGCAAGGGUACCAGUCCUUGUCUGUUGCCUUGGUUCAUUCGUUUGCCUAUCCGCAACAUGAACGUGUGAUCGGGGAACUGGCCGAGGGCAUGGGGUUCUCCGUUACUUUGUCUUCCAAGUUGCAACCAAUGAUUAAAAUUGUGCCUCGAGGCAUGUCCGCUGCUGCUGAUGCCUAUCUGACUCCAGUUAUCAAGACCUACAUAGACUCGAUUUCGUCCAGCUUUGAAGGCGGCCUGGAACGACAGCGAGAAUGCCGGUUCGAGUUCAUGCAGUCGGAUGGUGGACUUGUCGACUUCCGCAAGUUUAGUGGGUUGAAGGCGAUCCUUUCUGGUCCAGCUGCCGGCGUGGUGGGUUUCGCAGCGACCAGCUAUGAUCCCACGGAACAGACACCAGUGAUUGGCUUCGAUAUGGGCGGUACCUCUACCGAUGUAUCUCGAUAUGAUGGCCAUCUGGAACAUGUAUUUGGAUCCAAGCUCGCCGGCGUUCUCAUUCAAUCUCCACAGCUCGACAUCAAUACUGUCGCCGCAGGUGGUGGCUCGAUCUUGGCAUACCGCAACGGACUUUUCUACGUCGGACCCGAAUCAGCAUCCGCUCACCCCGGUCCUGCUUGCUACCGCAAGGGGGGUCCCUUGACAGUUACAGACGCUAACCUGUUCCUUGGCCGUCUGCUGCCUGAAUAUUUCCCACAUAUCUUUGGCCCUAACGAGGACCAGCCGCUCGACCUUGAAGCAACAACCAAGCUUUUUACCGAAUUAACCGAGAAGAUUAACAAGGAGCGUAGGGAAACCGGCCAGUCGGAAUACACGCCAGAAGAGAUUGCACUGGGAUUCUUGAAGGUUGCGGAUGAGUCCAUGGCUCGCCCUAUUCGGAAUCUUACCGAAGCUCGUGGUUUCGAAACCGCAUCGCAUCAUUUGGCUUGCUUUGGUGGAGCAGGUGGCCAACAUGCAUGCUCUGUUGCAGCUUCUUUAGGCAUUUCUCGCAUCAUUAUCCACAAAUAUUCCUCUGUGCUCUCGGCUUACGGCUUGGCCCUGGCCGAGGUUGUGAAGGAGUCACAGGAGCCGGUUUCCACGGAUUAUUUGAGCUCUCAAUCAGCGCUCGAAAAGCGAUUUAGCGAAAUGACUAAGUUGGCGACAGAAGAUAUGAAUAUCCAAGGCUUUUCGAACGAGCAGGUCCGACACGAGCUUUAUCUCAACAUGCGUUAUGAUGGCUCAGAUACCAGCCUCAUGAUCCUGAAGCCGGAAGAUGGCUCUGGUUUCUUGGAGCGAUUCCGGGUUCGCCACCGGAGGGAGUUCAAUUUCAACUCGGACCGCCCUGUCCUUGUUGAUGAUAUUCGUGUGCGUACGAUCGCUGCGUCAAAGGUGCGGACGGAGAAGAGCCCCCUUGCGCAGCUGAAGGAGGCCUCCUUGAAGGAUGUCGCUACCUCCCCGGAUAACACCUCAAAGGCCUACUUUGAUGGCUGUUCCAGUCGUAUCGACACGCCUGUCUAUCUAUUGGACAAGCUUGACAAGAGUACGCGUGUCCAUGGUCCCGCUGUGAUCAUUGAUAAGACGCAGACUAUCGUGGUGGCUCCGGAUUCGGUGGCCAGUAUUUUGGACACUUGCAUUGUCAUUGACUUGAAAGAGUCCCAAAGUGGCUCGACUGUCAGUGGCGUUCCUUCAGGAAUUGAUCCUAUUCGCUUGAGUAUUUUCGGUCAUCGGUUCAUGUCGAUUGCGGAGCAGAUGGGCCGUACGCUACAGAAGACAUCUGUAUCCACAAAUAUCAAGGAGCGUUUAGACUUCUCCUGUGCUCUAUUUUCUCCUGACGGAGGACUGGUUGCCAAUGCACCCCACGUUCCAGUCCAUCUUGGCUCCAUGCAGUUCGCUGUUCGCUUCCAACACAAGAAAUGGCUUGGGCAAUUGAAGGAUGGCGAUGUCCUGGUUGCCAACCAUCCUAGCUCCGGCGGAACGCAUUUGCCGGACAUCACAGUCAUCACCCCUGUUUUCGAUAGGCCUGGCGGCAGCGAAAUCAUGUUCUAUGUGGCAUCUCGCGGCCAUCAUGCCGAUAUUGGAGGCAUUCUUCCGGGAUCCAUGCCACCCAAGUCGACCGAGCUCUGGCAGGAAGGAGCCGCGAUUGAGGGUGACAAGGUUGUUAGCAACGGAGUCUUCGACGAGGAUCGCAUGAUCGAGCUUUUGGUCCGGAAGCCAGCAGAACAUCCAGGAUGCUCUGGAGCUCGAUGCGUCAGCGACAACAUUUCCGACCUGAAAGCACAAAUUGCCGCUAAUACCCGUGGUAUCACUUUAAUCCAAGGUCUUUUUGCUGAAUACGGCGUUGAAACAGUCCAGAAAUACAUGUACGCAAUUCAGGAAACCGCCGAAACUGCCGUUCGCAAUCUCCUAAAAGAUCUCCAUCAUCGUUUCGGCGGUCAGCCAUUGGAAGCAGUCGACUACAUGGACGAUGGAACCCCCAUCAAAUUGAAAAUCACCAUCAACGGGUCUGACGGAUCUGCUGUCUUUGAUUUUGCAGGGACCGGGCCUGAAGUGUACGGUGGAUGGAAUGCUCCCAUUGCCAUAACCCACUCUGCCAUCAUCUACUGUUUGAGGUGUAUGAUCAAUGCAGACGUUCCUCUCAACCAGGGAUGCUUGGCCCCUAUUGAUAUCCAAGUACCAUCGCCCAGUAUUCUCGCACCCACGAAGACCGCCGCCGUUGUUGGAGGAAACGUCGUGACCUCACAGCGUAUCACCGACGUUGUUCUAAAAGCCUUCCAUGCCUGUGCAGCAUCCCAGGGAUGCUGCAACAACCUGACAUUUGGCACGAACUCCAAAACUGACACAGAGACCGGCAAGAUAACCCCCGGCUUCGGAUACUAUGAAACCAUUGCGGGAGGCAGCGGCGCCGGACCAACAUGGAAGGGUGAAUCGGGUAUCCACGUGCACAUGACUAACACUCGUAUCACGGACCCGGAGAUUCUCGAGAAACGAUAUCCGACACUGCUCCGUCAGUUCACGCUUCGUUCCGGGUCCGGAGGUAAGGGUCUGAACCCUGGUGGUGACGGAGUGGUUCGCGAUAUCGAGUUCCUGGCGCCUAUGGAAUGCUCGAUCUUGUCGGAGCGACGUGUCCACCGUCCUUACGGACUUGAAGGCGGAGAGGACGCUCAAUCUGGUCUUAAUCUGUGGGUUUCUCGGGACCGCGAGACUGGUCAAGAAAGGGUUGUGAAUAUCGGUGGUAAAAAUACGGUGUCUGUGCAGACUCAUGAUCGGGUGGUUAUCAUGACUGCUGGUGGAGGUGGCUGGGGAGCUGCACAAUAG